AUGGCGACCGCCGCUCACAUCCUCCUUGGAGUGACACUAUUACAGUGCGUCCAUUCGCUGCACUAUAGACCAGAUGUCGAUCAGCAAUCCUUUCAGCAAGGCGAUCCUGUCUUUUUAAAGUACAACAGUCUAACAUCUAUUGAGACUUUAAUUCCUUUGGAUCCAUACUCGUUACCCAUCUGUCAACCCGAAGGUGGGCCAAGGCUGGACAGCGAGAAUAUAGGAGAGUUCUUGCGAGGAGAUCGUAUCGAGUCUUCUCCUAUUCAAUUGCGAUUCAAAGAGGACAUGUACUGCCAACAACUUUGUAUCACGAACCUCGGUCGCGAGGAGGUGCCAGGCAUGGCACCAAACAAGAUGGCCAUGGCUAUUCAAAAGGGGUAUAAAUACAACGCGAUUGUGGACAAUUUGCCGGCAGCUUCGAAGAUGGAAAAUGAUGUUGUCGUUGUCACGAAAUAUUGGCAAGGCUUUCCAUUGGGGUAUUUGCAAGACGUGACAAACUUGGCUCAUGUGAACAAUCAUUUCAACAUUGAGAUCAUGUACACUCCAGUCGAAGGAGCACCAAAUGCCUAUAAUAUUGUGCGUUUUACAGUGGAGCCAUUUUCCAUUGGACACGAUUUCGAGCCCUACGACUAUUCCGGUCCUACCUAUGCCCGCAUUAUCAAUCCCAUACAGAGCUGCAGCAGGCAGGUUCCACCUCGAGAUCGCGUGCACACCAACUAUGACAUGAUCUAUUUUAGAGGUGGCAAUCGGACAAGGCAUCAAAUCGCCAGUGGCCAAAUUUUGUUCACUUAUGAUGUCUUAUGGAUUGAGAACAAAGAUCAAGACUGGGCGUCUCGUUGGGACAUUUACUUAUCGAUGGACAAUGGUGUGCCAAAAAGGAAUCAUUGGCGGUGUGCAAUUCUUGGUCUCUUGCUUGUGAUUAUUUUGUCGGGCUGUCUUUCCUGUAUUCCCAUUGUGAAUCUUGGAGGGAGCCGAAAACCAAUUUAUGGUAGUUUAUCAACGGCUGAAGAUGGACCAUCUAACACUGGAUGGAAGGCACUUCAUGAGGACGUCUUUCGACCACCAGAAUACUUUCCUCUAUUGUUCUGCGUCGCUUGUGGAACAGGAGCUCAACUCUUUUGCACGAUGGUCAUUGUGGCAGUGCUAGCAUUUGUAGGCACUUUAAGUUCCGCUCGAAGAGGCUCCAUUGGGACUGCGGAAAUAUUCUUUUAUGCCGCCAAUGGCUAUGUGGGCGGCUACGUGACUUCGACUUUGGAUCAGACGUUUCAUGCUGAAGGCGGCCGACGGGCGGCCUUGUACACGGCAUCUGUCUUUCCAGGCUUGUGUUUUAUGGGUUUUCUGCUGGUGGAUCUAAUGGAAUGGGCUACUAUACCCGGUGCGGUUUCGAUGAUUGGAAACAACUGUGCGACAUACAUUAUUCUGCUGUUCCUCUGGUCCGCCAUGUUAACGCCGUUGGUAUUGCUGGGUGCCCGUCGCGCAGCCAAAACAGGUCCUAUUGAAUUCCCAGUUGAGACUUCAGCUAACACACCACGCCGUAUUCCUGAGCAGCCCUGCAUUUUGUUGAAGCCCAUACCAAUAAUUUUUGGAGGCUUUGGGCCCUUUCUGAUUUCAUUCGUGGAGUUGUACUACUGUCUGUAUUCCAAGUGGGCCGGCUACUUCUAUGCCGAGUAUGGGUUCCUGCUCUGGACACUGAUCAAUGUAUUCAUCAGCACUUCGCAGAUUGCAAUGCUGCACACUUAUCACUUGCUGAAGAAAGAGAACCAUCGAUGGUGGUGGCGCUCUUUCUUUACAGGAGGUGCUGCUGCAAUUUGGGCGUCUGCUUGGAUGCUGACAAUGCUUCCUCGGGAGCUGGAGCUUAGCGGCUUUGCUUCUAAAUUCAAGUAUAUGACAUUCACAUUGUUGAUGGUUGUAGCUAUGUUCAUGAUGACGGGAUCGUUUGCAGUUGGUGCAUGUUUGAUGUUCAACAAGGCUUUGUUCAAUUCCAUCAAGAAUGAACUAGGAAAUGUGGAAGCACGCAUUGAACUGUUGCCGACUGAUGACCACGAAAUCAGCUCCCGAACCUAA
Cylindrotheca closterium is the source of this 2064-nucleotide messenger RNA. The record is from the annotation of a GenBank genome assembly. NCBI's taxonomy places the organism in Eukaryota, Bacillariophyta, Bacillariophyceae, Bacillariales, Bacillariaceae.